Molecule: messenger RNA, 603 nt
Organism: Pogonomyrmex barbatus (red harvester ant)
Lineage: Eukaryota; Metazoa; Arthropoda; Insecta; Hymenoptera; Formicidae
Gene: SIFa
Product: neuropeptide SIFamide
Source: RefSeq, a predicted model, not a curated record
UUCGGUGACCGACAAUCUUCUAAGAAUCAAGCAAGUUUUUUUCAAAUUUACAUAAGAAAAAAUAAAAAUAAAUCAACACGUCGACAUGGUUUCCAUUCGCCUUUUCCUGGCACUUGCUGUUAUUGUAGUAGUCUUCGUUAUCAGUGCAGAGACUGCCUACAAAAAGCCACCCUUUAACGGUAGCAUAUUCGGCAAACGAUCUAACACUAUAACUGAUUAUGAAGUUACCAGCCGGGCUCUGUCAGCUAUGUGCGAAGUCGCUAGCGAAACUUGUACCGCUUGGCUCUCUCAUCAAGAAUCCAACUGAAGAUGAAAAACCGACCGAGAUUAUUUGCGAUUUCCGCUGACUGAUCAAUAUAUAAAACAAUAUAAUUAAUUAACUAUGAACUUGGUAAAGGAUCUACAAUCAUGCGCUUAAAAAUUCAUUACAUUGUCUUUUAUCAAUAAUCAUUACAUUACAUGCCAUGUCUAAUCGUAAACUUUAUAUCUAAAUAAUAAUAUAUUAUUAUAAUAUAUAAUUUUAUCAUGAUUUAUAAGCUUCCACAAUAUGGUUUUGUUUAUUAAAAGCUACUAAAAUAAAUAAAAUAUUAUGAUUUUAAGGAA